Molecule: messenger RNA, 977 nt
Organism: Osmia lignaria (orchard mason bee)
Lineage: Eukaryota; Metazoa; Arthropoda; Insecta; Hymenoptera; Megachilidae
Source: RefSeq, a predicted model, not a curated record
AUAGAUGUGUAUCCAAUACAUUGAUGCUGCACGUGUUUUGCAUCAUCUAUCAUGUAAUUCAGGCUUUUUAAAUUUAGAUUUUAAUAAUUAGAUAUAAUACAUUCAAUCAUUGGUAACCUUUUAUUAUUACAUAUUUCCUUAAUUAUUGUUUACAAUUCAGCAAAUGAUAUAUGUGUAUAUAUACUAUAAUGGAUAACUCUGAUGACAUGUGCAGUAAAGUAUCUCUUGUGGAACGCAACGUUGAACCUCAAGGGCUUCCAUUGAACGAUCCUGAGGCUGUGGCUAAAACAUCCCAACAGGAUCUAGUAGCCUUAGCAUUGGAAAUACAGAAAGCUGACAGUUUUAUUAAAGCUAACGCAUGUAGCAAGCUGCAGGUAAUCGCAGAUCAAAUAAAGUCCUUAAAAAAACAGGCUGAGAACAUUCUAUUAGAAACAGAUUGGAAUAUGAAAUUACAUCAUGUCGCUUGCAAUUUUGUGAAACAUCCUGGACACGUCUAUCAUCUGUAUCAACGAGAAACUGGACAACUCUAUUUUUCUAUGCUUAGUCCAGAAGAAUGGGGCAGUUCGGGACCUUCUCAAAUUUACAAAGGCGCGUAUAGAUUAGAACAAGAUCAUACAUGGACACCUUUACACUUGACCGAUAAGAAAAAUAGAGAAUUAGCCAUGUUGGCCAAACUUUUUUCUACUCAUCCAACAACCGCUUCUGUCGUUAAAAGCAUUGAUUUAAACGUCGAUACAUAAAAAUAUUGUUAGGAUAGAGCAGAUAGCGUUCUUUCUCGAAGCACAAAUUCACGACUCUUUGAGAACAAAGGCAUGUCCAGUUUUGUAUCCUAUGAGAAACAAACUAAUUUGGGUAAAAUUUCACCAUCGUUUUGCCAUCGACAUCACCGAAGAUACCGUCAACAAUGAUGUUAGCAGCCAAAGUGUCAGCGUUACAGUAUGAAUUCCACAGAAAAGGGACGAGUACUUACUACAUAC